Messenger RNA from Bufo gargarizans (Asiatic toad), 1417 nucleotides. It is a transcript of the gene MPV17L2, whose product is annotated as MPV17 mitochondrial inner membrane protein like 2. The coding region runs from base 304 to 969 and encodes 221 amino acids. Gene Ontology annotation, cellular component: cytoplasm; membrane. The record is from RefSeq and is a predicted model, not a curated record. The transcript has 6 exons. Lineage: Eukaryota; Metazoa; Chordata; Amphibia; Anura; Bufonidae. Gene Ontology annotation, biological process: mitochondrial ribosome assembly.
CUGUACCGGAAGCUGAGGUGCGGAGCUGAUCUCUCCCGGUCCUGACUGAUUCGCGGGGCUUGUGUCAGGAGGUUCUGGUUUUAUAUAAGGCUGAGUCGCCCUAUAAGUGAAACUCUGGGACCUUCUAGCAGUUAGGCUGGGGCUACACAUGCUGGGUGACACAAACCAUGUGUGACUUGUCUGCAGUUGGCUGGCCUUUAUCUUACUGCUGUGAAGACAUAACCAAGUCGCAGGAGAUCCUCAGUCAAAACUGUCCUAGGUCCAUGUGGGAUUGUGUCCAGCAGUGGGUAAAAUUAGGACAGGAUGCUUCCCCAGGGUAGAAUUCUGCUUGCUCGAGUUUCAGGCUAUUGGAAGCCUCUUUUUAGAGGACGAUUUCUGUUAGUCACUAACACGGUUAGCUGUGGAGCAUUGCUGGCCGUUGGUGAUACUAUCCAGCAGACUCGAGAGCUGAGAAGAAAGCCGGAGAAACAGCGAGACUGGAUGCGGACAGGUCAUAUGUUUGCUAUAGGUUGCUCAAUGGGCCCUAUGAUGCAUUUCUGGUAUUCAUGGCUGGAUAGGGCUUUUCCAGGCCGAGCUAUCAAAAUGGUUUUGCGAAAGGUUCUAAUUGACCAACUGGUGGCCUCCCCCUGUUUUGGAUUGUGGUACUUUUUGGGUAUGGGCUUCAUGGAAGGACAGAGAUUGGAUGACAGCUGGGCUGAGUUUAAAGACAAAUUCUGGGAAUUCUAUAAGGCCGACUGGACCGUGUGGCCCGCUGCACAAAUGAUCAACUUUUAUUUCCUGUCGCCUAAGUAUCGUGUAAUUUACAUUAAUGUGAUUACAGUAGGCUGGGACACCUACCUCUCAUACCUCAAACACAGGGGUAAAGAGCCUCCAUCAGACAUGGAUGUCGAUGUUAGAAAUAUAUGUGCCUCGGACCAGCUCUCCAGUACUUCCUCACAUUUGCCAAAGACCAUAGAUGAAAAAGUAUGAAAGUGAAUCUCUAUUUUUUACUUACAUGGUAGCUAAUCACUGUCCCUUUCUUAAAGAAGACCUGUCACUACAAAACACAGUGUAAUCUGCCGGAAGCAUGUUAUAGAGCAGGAGGAGCUGAGCAGAUGUAUAGUUUUGUGGGAAAAGCUUCAGUAAUGCAUUUAAAUCUCUAUUUUUUAUUUCAUUGUUCACAGGGGAGGUGCCAUCAGUGAUUGAUAGUAUUCUCUGUGUAAGUAUGUAGAGUAUACUUACACAGAGAAUACACAUAUGUAUACAGAGAUAACGGUCAGUCACUGAGAACACCUCCCCCAUGAACAAUGAAGUCAGAAAUAUUGGAGAUUUAAAGGGCAUCUGUCAGCAGAUUUGUAACCAUGAAACUGGCUGACCUGUUCCCUUUAGCUGCCAAUCGCACAUGUAUCUUUGUUGGUCCCGUGUUCCUAUGUGCCCG